UCGGCGCGCGCUGUUUUGAAAGUUAUUCGGUUUGGUUAUCGCUGUCGCUGCUGACGGGCUUCUGUGCGUUUUAUUUGGUUAGUGUGAAAGAAUGGCUCAACAUUUCGGGCGGCUGAAAGUGGGGCUGAUCGUAAAAAUUCAGCGCAGCAAUGGGAUGAUACAAGAUGCAAGUAUAACUGAAUUGUUUACAGAUAAGUCCUGUGUAAGAGCUGAGUGGCUAGAGGACACCGUAAGUAAGGCCAAAGAGAUUGACAUUGAAAGCUUACUGUUGUUAAAUCCUAACUUAGCAGAGAGAAUGCCACCUUCAAAUCUGCCUCGAAGAAACUCCAGGGUCCCAAGACGUGAAUCAGUUCUCCCACGGAAUGGGAUUGCAAAGGAAAUACCACGCUCAACUCGUUCAAGAACACAAGCCACAUUGGAAAUGCAAAUUAUGCCCAAUUCUAGACUAUCUGAAGUAGAACCUGUAAUGUACAAGAAUAUUUCCACAGGAAGAAAAUCCGUAUGCGUAAGAGAAACUGAAAAGCUGAAGAAGCAACGUGAAGAUAGGCGAACUCAGUUGCAGGAGAUAAGAGAAAAACGUGUACAAGAAUAUGAUGCUGGUAAUCCAAAUUGGGAAUUCAUGAAGAUGAUUACAGAAUUAAGAGCUACAUUAGAUUCUUAUCAACAUCUCUCUGAUUCAGAUCCUGUUGAGCUUCACAAAAUAUGUGUCUGUGUUCGAAAACGACCCCUCAGCAAAAAAGAAAAGGCAAAAAGAGAGAUUGAUGUGAUUACUAUUUCCAGCAAAAAUGUAGUUCUGGUGCAUGAACCAAAGAUGAAGGUUGAUCUCACAAAAUACUUGGAUAACCAGCCCUUCAGAUUUGACUAUGCCUUUGAUGAUUUUGUUACCAAUGAGGAGGUAUACAGAUUCACAGCAAAACCUUUAGUACGGACCAUCUUUGAGAGGGGAAUGGCUACCUGUUUUGCCUAUGGACAGACUGGCAGUGGCAAAACUCAUACUAUGGGUGGUAACUUUUCUGGGAAAAACCAAGACUGUUCAAAAGGAAUCUAUGCCUUUGCAACUCAGGAUGUGUUUUUGUUACUUGAACAGCCUCGAUACAAGGAUCUUAAUCUGAAAGUAUCUGUAAGCUUUUUUGAAAUCUACAGUGGUAAGGUGUUUGAUCUUUUGAAUAAAAAAGCUAAGUUGCGUAUAAUGGAAGACAAUAAACAACAAGUACAGAUUGUAGGUCUCCGGGAACAGGACGUCUUCUCUGUAGAUGAUGUGGUCAUGAAUAUUGACAUGGGGAACAAUUACAGGACAUCUGGGCAAACCUCUGCAAAUAGUAACUCCUCUAGGUCCCAUGCAGUAUUCCAGAUUCAUCUUCGGAGGAAUGAUAAGCUUUACGGUCAGUUUUCUCUCAUUGAUCUGGCUGGAAAUGAGCGAGGUGCUGAUACUAGCAGUGCAGACCGACAAACCAGAAUGGAAGGUGCAGAGAUUAAUAAAAGCCUACUUGCCUUGAAGGAGUGCAUUCGAUCACUGGGACAGAAUAAUAUCUAUACGCCAUUUAGAGCAAGCAAGCUGACCCUGGUACUCAGAGAUUCAUUUAUUGGUGAAAACUCUCGAACUUGUAUGAUUGCGAUGAUCUCACCAGGAUUAAAUUCUUGUGAACACACACUAAAUACACUGAGAUAUGCAGACAGGGUGAAGGAACUCUGUGUUGAAGAAGUUUCCAAUGAGCCAGCAUCUUCCACAAUACCUGAGGAGCAAAGAUUCAAUGAGUCCUUGGAGUCUGACAUUCGGUUGCUCUGUGAGAAAAAUCCUGGUGAAACUGAAGUUCUAAAUGAGAAUCAGAAAGUACUUGCAGCGCAAGGUGGUUUAUCUUUGGAUGCUCAGGAGGCACCAUCAAAGAUUUGUGACUUGCAUGUCGAUGUUUCUCGAAUUCUUGAACUAGAAGAGCAAGUGGUGGAUGAACAUCGAGAAAUUCAACAGAAACUGCUGUUGUGGAGUGAUGCAGAUGAUAAACUCCUGAAGAUGACUCAGCUACCUGACUAUAACGUUGAGAAUUACACCAACAUAUUACAAACCUACAUUGAUGAGAGGAUGGAAAUAUUUCAAGAUUUUAACAAAAGCCUGAAAGCUUUGAGACAAGCUUUGCAGAAGGAGGAACAAGCUGCCAAAACUCAAGGCUGAAAAGUCGUCACCAACUUGUGAAUCUGAAAUUUGUUAAAGUCCUUGCAUUGUAACUGUCAUUUGCCCAGGGUCCACUAAGUGUGCAUGUGUUCCUCUUUACUGUUUCUGUCUUUCAUGAUCCUCUUUGAAAAACUUUUUGUCUAUUUGAAUUUUCUUAAACGUUUUCUUUUGAAAAUUGUACAGAUUUAUAUCUAGUAUGCUUGAACUGACUUAAUGACACAUAACUAAAGGUGGAAAUAUGCAGACAUAGCAGUGCAGGCUUGAUUAGUUCUUUUUGAGAUGCAUUGAUUUCUCUAACCCAUUCCUCAAUUGCUUGUGAAGAAAUUACCUUAUUUAAAAAGAUUUUUUUAUUACGUGCUAUGAUGGCAUUGCUGUGCACCCUUGCCUUCUUUCGUCAUCCUCUCCCAAAAUGUUCCAAGAGACCAAUUUUCUUAUGUUGGUAUUGUGGAACUGUAUUUAAAACAUACAAGGUUUUCUAAGUUUAACAAUCAUACCUUAUUUUUAUAACUAUUUCAAUAGGAUACACUGCCUAAUUUUUUUCUGAAUUUAAUGAAUAAUGGGUUUUGUAUCCUCCUCCAUUUAAUAAUCAAUUUUCAGACCGAGGUCCAAUUCACUCUGCACAUUUAAAUACUACCAUUCUGUAUUUAACUAAAUGGGUCUUCCUUUGUUACACUACUGAAAUUUUGAAUUAUUGAUGGACUUUGUUAGGUUUAUAAACCAGCUGCCAGGAUAUUGUAACUCUUGCCUUGUACUACAAGGCAAAAAAUCAAGCCCUUGGUGUUAUCUGUAUUGACUGAUAUGAAAUAUGGCAAUCUGAUAUUUUGAAUUGUUCUAAUGUGAAGGCAAAGUAAGCUCCUUUGCUAAAAAUUUGCUUAACUCGUAAGUGAAAGCAUUUCAUUCACUUUUUAAAUUCUAUGUUUAGAAAUGGAGUAGAAGGAAAGGCAUCAAUAGAGAUUUUUUUGAUUCUGAAAUCCUUUUUAUGUAAAAAGAAAUUAGUUAUUCAAGUACUGAAUUAAGGUGUUCUUAGUCUAUCCUUAAAUGAUUGCAGUACUGAAAUUGAAAAGUCAAUCCCAGGAUGUUUGGGGCACUGAGAUGCAUUGAAUUGAAGAAUCAUCAUUAUAUUGUAAUAUUUCACAUUUAAUAAAGAAAUCAAAUGCCAUGCAAA
Stegostoma tigrinum is the source of this 3332-nucleotide messenger RNA. It is a transcript of the gene kif2c, whose product is annotated as kinesin family member 2C. The coding region runs from base 92 to 2167 and encodes 691 amino acids. The transcript has 21 exons. The record is from RefSeq and is a predicted model, not a curated record. Gene Ontology annotation, biological process: microtubule-based movement. NCBI's taxonomy places the organism in Eukaryota, Metazoa, Chordata, Chondrichthyes, Orectolobiformes, Stegostomatidae. Gene Ontology annotation, molecular function: microtubule binding; ATP binding; microtubule motor activity.